AAUGAACAAAAACUAAAACAAACAGUCAUGCUAGGGGCUAAGGCUAAAUUCCAAUAGUAGCACAUUACGUGGAUCCUUCGCAUCAGAUCACAUCACGUCUACAACAAGAGGCGGGGCUAACAGCUGAACUGAACUGAACGCAUUUUUAUAAUUUAGGACAUUCAGAAAGUGCGAGAAAGUGAAAUUGUAGCUCGCCACUCCAGCCUCCAACCUGGUGCUCUUGUGAUUAUUAUAGUUCAAUAUUAUGGACGUCUAACAUUAAACUAAUUGCCACAAUGAAGUACAAAAAUUUGUUAACUAAAGCAGCCUGGUUGUCAGUGGCUUUAUUUCUAUUGACAUUUGACUCGAUUGAGGCUGCAAAAAAGAAGGAUUACUACGAAGUUCUGGGAGUGAAGAAGAACGCCACCGAAAAGGAGAUCAAAAAGGCUUUCAGGAAAUUAGCCAUCAAGUACCACCCUGACAAGAACAAGGCCAAGAAUGCAAAUGAAAAGUUUCAGGAAAUAUCUGCUGCGUACAAUGUACUCUCUGAUGCGGACAAAAGGAAGAAGUAUGACUUAAUGGGUGAUGAAGAUUUCCCUCGACCUGGAGGAGGACAGCAAUUCCAUGGCGGGAACUUUAACUUCAAUUUUGAUGACAUGUUUUCUCAUUUUGAUCAGCACUUCACUUCUCACCAACAGUUCCAGCACUCUGGAGGUGGCUUUGAAAAUCACUUCAAGUUUGAAGACUUCUUCGAAGAGCCUCAGCACGAGCAGUUCUUCGGAAGCCACUUUGAUUUUGAGCCGCACACGUUUGCCGAUGGUUCCUCUUUCUUUGGCUCGCACUUUGGCAAUCACCACAGCAGCCACUCCCACGCGAGUUCUCAAAAGAAAGGAAACCACUUCUCUAGUCAUGCAUCAGUGCACCAUUCAGGUGACUCAAGAGGUCAGUCUUGCCGCACAGUUACUCAGAGGAUUGGAAAUACUAUAACUCAGUACACUGAAUGCUCCUAAUACAAUCAGUGUGGACUGUAUGAAGGCUGAGAUAAGUCUGUGAACAAAAUUGAUCUGCAAAUGAUUUGUGAUAUGUGCUUGGAGGAUAUGGAAUUGUUUUUGUAAAUAAUUACCCCUUGUUAAAGUGCGUAACGUAGCUCAAUAUAAUUAAAACCUGACUAAUCACAAUGUCGUUAACUGUUUUCAAUAAUAAAAAUAUUAUAUUUCUUUCAAAACUUA
Molecule: messenger RNA, 1208 nt
Organism: Cloeon dipterum
Lineage: Eukaryota; Metazoa; Arthropoda; Insecta; Ephemeroptera; Baetidae
Product: dnaJ homolog subfamily B member 9-like
Exons: 4
Coding region: 276-989 (237 amino acids)
Cellular component (GO): endoplasmic reticulum
Molecular function (GO): misfolded protein binding; protein-folding chaperone binding
Source: RefSeq, a predicted model, not a curated record